Messenger RNA from Otolemur garnettii (small-eared galago), 1776 nucleotides. RefSeq names its product major facilitator superfamily domain containing 5 (gene SLC61A1). The record is from RefSeq and is a predicted model, not a curated record. The transcript is spliced from 2 exons. Lineage: Eukaryota; Metazoa; Chordata; Mammalia; Primates; Galagidae. The coding region runs from base 200 to 1552 and encodes 450 amino acids. Gene Ontology annotation, molecular function: molybdate ion transmembrane transporter activity. Gene Ontology annotation, cellular component: membrane. Gene Ontology annotation, biological process: molybdate ion transport.
CCUCCCUCACGUGACGGAGCCAUCAUGGCGGCGACCAGAGGUUUGCCCGGCUCCCGGAAGCAGGCUGUGAGGGGCGGGCGUGCAGCUGGAACCCAAGCGAAGCCGGAGCAAGAGCGGGGAGGGCGGCCCGGCAGCCUGGAGCCGGGCGUGUCCGGAGCGACCCCGCAGACCGGGGCAGCAGGUCGGCUGGGGGCCCACUAUGCUGGUAACUGCCUACCUCGUUUUUGUAGGCCUUUUGGCCUCCUGCCUGGGGCUGGAGUUGUCAAGAUGCCGGGCUAAACCCCCUGGAAGGGCCUGCAGCAAUCCUUCCUUCCUUCGGUUUCAACUGGACUUCUAUCAGGUCUACUUCCUGGCCCUGGCAGCUGACUGGCUCCAGGCCCCCUACCUCUAUAAACUCUAUCAGCAUUACUACUUUCUGGAGGGUCAAAUUGCCAUCCUCUAUGUCUGUGGACUUGCCUCCACUGUCCUGUUUGGCCUAGUGGCCUCCUCCCUUGUGGAUUGGCUGGGUCGAAAAAAGUCUUGUGUCCUCUUCUCCCUCACUUACUCUCUAUGCUGCUUAACCAAACUCUCUAGGGACUAUUUUGUGCUGCUGGUGGGACGAGCACUUGGUGGGCUGUCCACAGCCCUGCUCUUCUCAGCUUUUGAGGCCUGGUACAUCCAUGAGCACGUGGAGCGCCAUGACUUCCCUGCGGAGUGGAUCCCAGCUACUUUUGCCCGAGCUGCCUUCUGGAACCAUGUGCUGGCUAUAGCAGCAGGUGUGGCAACUGAGGCUGUGGCUAGCUGGAUGGGGCUAGGGCCUGUGGCGCCCUUUGUGGCUGCCAUUCCUCUCCUGGCUCUGGCUGGAGCCCUGGUCCUACGCAACUGGGGGGAGAACUAUGAUCGGCAGCGUGCCUUCUCAAGGACCUGUGCUGGGGGCCUGCGCUGCCUCCUGUCAGAUCGCCGUGUGCUGCUGUUAGGCACCAUACAAGCCCUUUUUGAGAGUGUCAUCUUCAUCUUCGUCUUCCUUUGGACUCCUGUAUUAGACCCACAUGGGGCCCCACUGGGCAUUGUCUUCUCCAGCUUCAUGGCAGCCAGCUUGCUUGGCUCUUCCCUGUACCGCAUUGCCACCUCUAAGAGGUACCACCUUCAGCCCAUGCACCUGCUCUCACUUGCUGUCCUCAUCGUUGUUUUCUCUCUUUUCAUGUUGACUUUCUCCACCAGCCCAGGCCAGGAGAGUCCAGUGGAGUCCUUCAUAGCUUUUCUACUUAUCGAGUUAGCCUGUGGGUUAUACUUUCCCAGCAUGAGCUUCCUACGGAGAAAGGUGAUCCCUGAGACAGAACAAGCUGGUGUACUCAACUGGUUCCGGGUGCCCCUGCACUUACUAGCCUGCCUAGGACUUCUCGUCCUCCAUGACAGUGAUCGAAAAACAGGCACUCGGAACAUGUUCAGCAUCUGCUCUGCUGUCAUGGUGAUGGCUCUGCUGGCAGUGGUGGGACUCUUCACCGUCGUAAGGCAUGAUGCUGAGCUACGGGUGUCCUCACCCACUGGGGAGUCAUAUGCUCCUGAACUCUGACCUUGUUCCAGGACAAGGCACGUGGGAUGAACUUGAAUCCUAUCUCUCCAGGGUUGUGUAGAUGUAUCUGUGACUGACUUUGUGACUCUUUUCUACAGCCCCUCCUGCCAGUGCUUUGUGUUGGGGUGGACAUGGAGGUAAUGGCUGGAAAGAAGGUGCCAAAGUUGCCUCUGUGUUACUCCCUUUCCCCUUACCAUUUAAAAAUAAAUACUUGUAACUGAUCA